CCGCACCUCCCCCACAACACAAAGCCGACGUCGCCCUGCAUUUGAAGCACAUCUUCACGUUGGACUUCAGAAACUAGUAUCACAAUAUAGCAUACCUUUGCUCGAUUACACAGAUUUCACGAUGCCGUCUUGGAAACGCCUCAUACGCUUUGAGUCCACAGACGGAAAGACCCUGCGGGGCGAGCCGAUCCUCCCCUCACCAGAUUUCGAUGUGGGUACCACCACACAAGAGACGGGAUUGAAAGCGAAAGUAAUCGAGGUUGCCAACAACGAUAUUUUCGACCCUGCGACUAAAGUCACGGACCAAGAAGUAACCGUCAAGAAACUGCUCGGUCCCGUGACUACAGACGAAGUCCCCAUCAUUCGCUGCAUUGGGCUCAACUUCAUCAAGCACAUCCAGGAAGGUGGUCGCACACUGCCGCCCUACCCAUCCACCUUCAUCAAGGCCAAUACCUGCCUGAACGACCACGGCGCACCAAUCGUCAUUCCGAAACUCGCGCAGGACAACCAGGCCGACUACGAAGGUGAACUAUGCUUCAUCAUCUCCAAGGAUGCCCUAAACGUUUCCGAAGAAGACGCCUACAACUACGUAGGCGGAUAUCUGUGCGGCAACGAUGUCAGCUCAAGGAAGCUGCAGCGCGACCCUAAACUUGCAGGCACCGUGCCGCAGUGGAACUUCUCCAAGGGAUUCGACACCUAUGCGCCUCUUGGACCGCAGAUUGUCAGCACUGAGGUUGUGCCUGACCCUUCGAAACUUUAUCUGAAGACCAUUGUGAACGGAGACGUGAGGCAGAGUGAGACUAUCGACGAUCUUUGUUUCAAGAUUCAUACUAUCGUAAGCUACUGCAGCCAGGGGACUACGCUGAAGAAGGGGACAGUCGUUAUGACAGGUACUCCCAGUGGUGUCGGCUACGCUAUGAAGGAGCCUCAGUUCUUGAAGCCGGGGGAUGUCGUUGAAGUCAACAUCAAUGCGAUAGGAACACUGCGAAACACGGUCGAGUACGCGUGAGCAACCCGACCGGUAUGAAAUAGACAUCAGCUCACCUGAAUCACUUGCCACUGUUCGCAUAGAUCCAGUACUUCAGUCGUUUGUCGUCUCUCUCUGCGAAUAUUUUAGCCUUCACUUCUCCCCUGCAAACAGCCGACCAAACUGACCUGACUGGACCUGAUGUAACAGCUGCUUGCGUAUAGAUUAGGAGACGACACUACCUACACGACAACUCCAGCAGCUGCGCUUAUCCCACAGCCUACUUCCUCAAUCAAGACGCCCCACCCGAACGUCGUUGAUUUCCUCCUGAGACCGUCGGUGGUAGCCAUCACUGUGCCGAUACACCAAUUGU
Molecule: messenger RNA, 1340 nt
Organism: Paraphaeosphaeria sporulosa
Lineage: Eukaryota; Fungi; Ascomycota; Dothideomycetes; Pleosporales; Didymosphaeriaceae
Product: fumarylacetoacetate hydrolase family protein-like protein
Exons: 3
Coding region: 122-1009 (295 amino acids)
Molecular function (GO): catalytic activity
Source: RefSeq, a predicted model, not a curated record